AUGGCUUUUGCUUCUUCCUCCACGGAAUCCCAUGUCCUCCCUCACAUAGCAAUCUUCCCCUUCAUGGCCAAGGGCCACACCAUCCCGCUCAUCCAGCUUGUCCACCACCUCCAUCGUCGCCGCCUGGCCACCGUGACCUUCUUCACAACCCAUGGCAACGCAGCCUUCGUCCGCGAGGGACUGUCCGGGGCCGACGACACGGCCAUCGUCGAGCUCGUGUUCCCCGCCGACGUUUCGGGCGUCCCGCCGGGCGUGGAGAGCGCCGAGGCGGUCACGUCCAUGGCCUCCUUUGUCGCCUUCGCACACGGCGUGUCGCUGCUCCAGCCACAGCUCGAGGCGUCGCUCGCCGCCAUGGAACCUCCGGCCAGCCUCCUCGUCGCCGACGCGUUCCUGUACUGGACGAACGAGUCGGCGGCCACGCUCGGCGUCCCGAAGGUGUCGUUCUUCGGCAUCUCGGCGUUCGCACAGGUCAUGAGGGAGCUGCGCAUCAGCCACGACCCGUGCCCGGCGCUGCAGCUCGCCGACGUCGACGGCGACGGCAAUCCGGCGACGUUCACGGUGCCUGAGUUCCCGCACAUCAAGCUCACGUUGGAGGACUUGAUGGCGCCCUUCGGCGACCCGUCGUCGGUCGCGCCGAUGAUGGAGCUGGACAGCAAGCUGGGGAAGGCCAUAGUGGAGAGCCAUGGCCUGAUCGUCAACACCUUCCAAGGCCUAGAGAAACCGUACAUGGAGUUCUGGAACAAGCACUAUAGGCCCACGGCCUGGGCCAUCGGCCCGCUCUGCCUCUCCCAGACCGCGUCUUCUUCGUCGGGUGACGCCGGCCGGCCAUCAUGGAUGGAGUGGCUGGACGAGAAGGCAGCCGCCGGCCGGGCCGUGCUGUACGUCGCGCUCGGGACGCUGGCCGCGAUACCAGAGGUGCAGCUGAAGGAAGUUGCAGACGGGCUGGAGCGGGCCGAGGUAGAUUUCAUAUGGGCCGUGAGGCCCGAUAAUAUCGAUCUUGGUGCAGGGUUCGAGGAGCGUACCAAGGACAGAGGCUUAGUGGUGAGGGAAUGGGUGGACCAAUUGGGAAUUUUGCAGCACCAGAGCGUGAGAGGGUUUCUGAGUCACUGCGGGUGGAACUCGGUGCUAGAGAGUGUUGCAGCUGGCGUGCCACUGGCAGUUUGGCCCAUGCAUGCUGAUCAACCUUUCAAUGCAGCGUUUGUAGUCGAUGAGCUCAAGAUCGCGGUUAGGGUCCACACGAGUGAUAGAACGAUGCGGGGUUUGGCCACAACCGAGGAAAUAUCGGAAGUGGUCAGGAAGCUUAUGCUCGGGGAGGCCGGAAUUGAAGCGGCAAAGAAUGUUGCCGGGCUAUCGGUGCUAGCUGUGGAGUCCGUACUGAAGGGAGGGUCCUCUUGGAAAUCAGUGGAGGAGAUGAUCAGUGAGUUGUGUGCACCCAACAUGCAUGCAAAUGUUGAGCCAAGCAAGGAGGAGUCUUGA
This is a messenger RNA of Triticum turgidum subsp. durum (durum wheat), 1476 nucleotides long. Lineage: Eukaryota; Viridiplantae; Streptophyta; Magnoliopsida; Poales; Poaceae. The record is from the annotation of a GenBank genome assembly.